CCGUCCGCGGUCCGCCAUUAAAUUUCUUUCAAUUCAACCCGUUUCACCAUUGUUUCGGCUUUAUCUUGUUUGCGUAAAUUAGGUCUGAAAUUUAAAAAAUAUCAUCUAGUAUAAACAAUUCUAGUACAAAAUGGUGAAAUCUGACUUCCCCGCCUCUGGGAAGGAGCCCGAACAUGUUCGUAAAUUGUUUAUUGGUGGUUUGGAUUAUAGAACGACUGAUGAUUCCUUAAAGGCACACUUUGAAAAAUGGGGUGAAAUUGUUGAUGUAGUGGUUAUGAAGGACCCAAAAACUAAAAGGUCUCGAGGAUUUGGAUUUAUAACCUACUCUCAAGCGUCAAUGGUUGAUGAGGCCCAAAACGCUCGCCCCCACAAAGUUGAUGGGAGAGUUGUUGAGCCCAAAAGAGCAGUCCCCAGAACUGAAAUAGGAAGGCCUGAAAGUGGAGCAACUGUCAAAAAACUGUUUGUUGGAGGACUGAAGGAAGACCACGAGGAACAAGAUCUGAAGGAGUAUUUCAGUCAGUUUGGAAGUGUAGUUUCUGCCACAAUUGUGUCCGAAAAAGAAACGGGAAAGAAGAGAGGGUUUGGAUUUGUGGAAUUUGAUGAUUACGACCCGGUUGACAAAGUUUGCUUGCAAGGAUCACACCAAUUGAAAGGAAAGCGCAUUGAUGUGAAGAAAGCUCUGAGCAAGGCAGAUAUGGCCAAGAUGUCACAAGACAGACAAGGUGGAGGAGGUGGGAGGGGAGGGAACCAGGGACCUUGGGACAACCGAGGUGGUAACAACUGGGACGGCGGAAACAACUAUGGAGGCGGCAGUGGCUGGGGUGGCAACUCUGGGCCAUGGGAACAGUCUCAGCCGAUGAGUGGAGGUGGUUGGAAUGCUGGUGGUGGUUAUGGCAACCAGGGUGGGGGCCAGUGGGGUGGCAAUGAUGGCUUCGGCUCCAACUACCAGCAAGGCUACGGCGGAGGCCCUGUAAGGGGCAAUGCCAACACCAACCCCAGAGCAACUCCCUACAGUGGAGGUGGUGGCGGUUAUGGAGGAGGAGCCACUGGUGGAUAUAGUGGAGGUGGUGGCAACUUCAACCAGAGGAGAUAUUAAAUCCACAUUCUUCCUAAGUGCAGGUGUGUCCAGAAGUUCCAAGUUGAAGUUAGGCAGAUGACAGAUAAGGCAGGCAAGCUAGGACCUGGACAGUCUAGGAACAUCAGCAUUUAGGAACUCUCCACUCAACUCUCUUUGUACAGUCUUAACGAUAUAAUUAAUCUUUUAUAUAAUAACUUAUAUUCGGGAGUCCCUAGUCCCUAUUUCAUAACACAUGUGCUGUGUUAUAAUUUUACCUUUAUUUUUUUAAAUUUGUUCAAUGUGAAGUUUUGAAGAUCUCUGUUGUUUUGAUGCAGUAUUUAUAGAUUAGGCCUAACUGGAGAUGUGUAGGUUAUCACGUUCGCUACCGUGUUUCAACCGAUGUUGAAACCUAUUUUUAACUCACUGGCCAAGAGAAUAUACUUUGUUUAUCUAACAGUAUUUGGAGCUCUGAGUGCAUGAUGCUGUAUCUCCACCUCUACCAUUGACUGUCUUGUACUCACGCUGAUUUCUGCUAGGGAUAUCAAGUACUUUUAGAUUAGUUUACCACCCAUGUACAUAUUUCUUGAUAGUCAUGAACAGCAUUAUCCGUGAUACUCGCAUCAGAAUAGAUAAGCCGAGCACCAUCAUGAGAUAAGGAUCAUUUAUUGCGUUUAUGAAUGUAAUGCAAGAUUUUAGUUAAAUGAACUUUUAGUUUGGUAUAGGCUAUAUGAAAAAAUAUAGCAUCCCUGUAUGUUUACCAAUGUGUUUGUGCUAGACUUAUAGAGUUUACAUGGAUGAUUUGAAGUUGAUGGCAGUUGACAAUUUUGGUAUAGGCAUAUCUAUUCUACAUUCAUAGUUCGCAUUUGAUGUCGGUAGCGAACGUCUUUAGUGUUUUGUACGAUUAUUUCCUGACAUAUUGGUGUGAUAGAUAUUUUCAAAUGUGAGGUUCAAAAUUAAAAUAUAUAAACAUUUACAUGUAACUA
Messenger RNA from Macrosteles quadrilineatus (aster leafhopper), 2040 nucleotides. Its product is annotated as heterogeneous nuclear ribonucleoprotein A1, A2/B1 homolog. Gene Ontology annotation, molecular function: RNA binding. The record is from RefSeq and is a predicted model, not a curated record. The coding region runs from base 131 to 1096 and encodes 321 amino acids. NCBI's taxonomy places the organism in Eukaryota, Metazoa, Arthropoda, Insecta, Hemiptera, Cicadellidae. The transcript is spliced from 8 exons.